AAUUUACAUAAUUUAAUUAAAAAAAAAAGCAACAAUAUAUCACAGUGUCUCUCGUGGUUGUUCCUUAUGUUUGUUAACACCCCAAACCCUCUCUCUCUUCUUCUGAGUCUCCUCUUCUUCUAUCUAUCAUCUUAUACCCUGCAAUCUUCAAACCCUACCCUCUCUCUCUCUGAAAUCUCUCUCUCUCUGAAAUCUCUCCCAACGAACUUUCAUCUUCAUCUUCGCAUUCGCAUUCUUCAAUCGAAUCCGUUUCGUUUUCCGAUCUAAUUCCACCAAUCUCGAACUUCCAUGGCGAUGAACGACGCAAAAAUGAAUCUCCCCGACGAUCUCUUCUCUUCCAAACUUUCCGAUUCGCACUCUUCUCUCAAAGAUGAAGCGUCAGGAGGACACGGGGAGAAAGGCAUUGCAGGACUACUCGAUGUUUCGAAAGAGCAAUUGUCAUCUGACAGCAGCAUACCGUUAUCACCACAGUGGCUUUAUUCCAAACCUGUUGAUGCAAAGCCAACUGCCAACCCAGCAGGGGUGAAUUCCAAUGAUCCUAUACUGAAGGAUAAUUGGCGUUUGGAGGGGUCCUUGGACAAGAAAGAUUGGAGAAAGACUGCUCCUGAUGACAUCAAUCGUAAGUGGCGUGAAGAGGAGAGAGAACCAAGUUUACCUGGGAGAAGGGAUCGUAGAAAAGAAGAUCGUCGUGUGGAGAACACUUCAACCUCCGAGAAUAGACCCUUGCCUGCUGAUCGCUGGAGUGAUAGCCGGGGUUCUGGCCAUGACUCUCGAAGAGAGAAUAAGUGGUCAUCAAGAUGGGGUCCUGAAGAAAAAGAGAAGGAUUCUCGAAGUGAGAAAAGGAAUGAUGUGGAGAAGGAAGAUGGCCACACAGAAAAACAAUCUACUGGUGCUAGCAACCGUGCAGUUUCCGACCGUGACACUGAUUCUCGUGAUAAAUGGAGGCCACGGCAUCGCUUGGAAGCUCAAUCAGCUGGUGUGGCUACAUACCGUGCCGCACCUGGAUUUGGGCUGGAGAAAGGACGUACAGAGAGCUCCAUCGUGCGAUUCUCACCUGGAAGAGGAAGGGCAAAUUUCAAUGGAAACCUACAAAUUGGAAAGCCUCCCAUAGGCUCUAGUGUUGGAUCUGUACUUUUGGAUAAUAAUAAAACUAUACUGGGGAAGUCUAUUGGUGCUGAUUCAUAUUGCUACCCAAGGGGUAAGCUUCUUGACAUAUAUCGGAAGCAAAAGAUAGAUCCAACUUUUGAGAGUAUGCCAUCUGAGGUGGAGCAUACAUCACCAAUAACUAAAAUUGAUUCUGUAGAACCAUUAGCAUUUGUUGCUCCUGCAGCUGAGGAGGAGGCUGUCCUUACAGAUAUAUGGAAGGGAAAAAUUACUAGCAGUGAAGUCUCAGGCUACUCCGGUAAAGGAAAGGAUGGAGGGUCAAUUGAUGAUAUUUCUGGUUCUGGUGCUUUAAGUGAAGGAAAACAACCUUCAAUCAGCAGUGGAGGAAAUGUCAUAUCAGGAAACGAAAUCUUAAAUGAAUCUGAUCAAAUUUUUAUUGGAUCAGCAUCAGCUGCUGGUGGUUCAUUGACAAAUGCAGCUGCAGAAAUUGCAAAAUUUCAAGAGGGCAAGCAGAAAAAUGUGCCAACUAUGGGAAUGCAUUGGAAAGAUGAGAGCUCUGGUAGUAGUAUUAGGGAGGGAAUCAUUCCUAGAAACAAGGUUGCUGAAUCAGAAGCUUUUGCUUACCAUCAGGGACAACUUUCUGCUUUUGAGGAACAUGCUAAUCAGGAUGCGAUCAAGUCAAUGGCUUCAGAAAUUAGUAAAAUCCUACCUGAUGAUUCCCGCUCUCUCUUUGAUUUUUCAUCUCUGCGACAAAGUCCAGGCAUUAAUCAACAUGACUUGAAAAUUAAUGAGAAGAUAUAUCCAUCUGAAAGUGUCGCUGCUCCUGAGGAGUUGAGUUUGUGCUAUCUGGACCCUCAAGGGAUGAUUCAAGGACCCUUUCUUGGGAUUGACAUCAUUUUGUGGUUUGAACAAGGGUUUUUUGGGAUUGACUUGCCUGUUCGAUUGUCUGAUGCCCCAGAAGGAUCUCCAUUUCUAGAGCUUGGUGACAUUAUGCCUCAACUGAAAGUCAACACAGGGUUAGGUUCUGAUAGUAACAUGGUUAUUCAGUCAGAACCAUCCGAUGCCAUUGGAAGGAACCUAAAAAUUGAUGUAAAUACAUUUGACUAUAAUGGGUCUUCUUUUGGUGAUGAUCAACCAUGGUCUUCAUCCCGUCCUGAUGCUACAUCCAGUGUUGGUAUUCAGUCUCAAACACCGAAUCAAAGUUAUCUCCCAGAAAUCAAGUUCUCUGAUGAGCAGUGCUUCAGCAAUAUUGUUGCACAUGACGAGGGUAUCACAUUAUCGAAAUUGGCGGGAAGCAGCAAUGACAACCCUUUGAUGAGGCCUCUGGAUGCCAAUGCUCCAUAUUCCCAUCAUCAUAUUGGAAAACCUGUCACAAAUGAAGUUAUAGGGAGUGAUACUCAUAAUAGUGAGGCAGAUAAGUUGCAUCCCUUUGGUUUAUUGAUGUCUGAACUCAGAGAUGGCUCUCAUUUAAGGCGCGCACAAUCCUCCAAUAGUUCUUUGAGAUUGGGUGACCAGGGUCAUUUUACUGAUCCAUUAAUUGAUAGAGAUGGUCCUUUUAGUGAUCAAAGCUCUAUGGGUGGCAUGGUUAAUCAGUCUUCUUUCAGGGAUACUUGGACUGAUGAAUAUGGGAUAAAUAGGCCUCUUAAUCCUAAUCAGCGUGUUGGUUCAUUAGAAGAUCAGUUCUUGUCUCGGAUGGGACCAAACUUCAAUAAUUUUGAGGUGGCAGACCAUCUUAUUUUGCAAAAGCUGCAGAAGGAACAACAACAGCAGCAGGCCGAACGGCUUCGGCAGCAACAGGCGGAACGACUUCAGCAGCAACAGGCGGAACGACUUCAACAGCAGCAAGCGGAACGACUUCAGCAGCAGCAGCAGGCAGAGCGACUUCAGCAGCAGCAGGUGGAACGACUUCAGCAGCAGGCUAAUAUAUCUAAUCAUUUCCCUGCACAUCUUAAUGGGACGGAUUUAGAUAGAUUUCCUGGUUUCUCUCCAUCUCAUAGCAAUAACUCUGGCAUCCAGCAAAUGAUGCAGAAUCCUGGGUCAGAUUUUGAACGUCUUUUCGAACUGCAAGCUCAACGCCAGCUUGAGAUUCAACAACAGCAAGAUAUGCACCAUCAACAACUACUUCACCAACAAUUGAAACUACAGCCCCAACAACAGUCUCAAGUUCAACAGUUGCUUCUUGAACAAUUAAUGCAUCAGCAGAUAUCUGAUCCGAAUUUUGGACAAUCAAAACAUGACCCUACUAGGGAUAACUUGUUAGAUCAGGUACAAUUGAGGAGAUAUCUACAUGACUUGCAGCAGAAUUCACAUUCUUUAGGACACCUUGAUCCAUCGAUGGAACAGUUUAUCCAAGCAAAUAUUGGCCUCAAUGCUGCGCAAGGAAGGCAAGCUGAUUUGUCAGAGCUCUUGUUGCAAGCAAGGCAUGGUAAUAUAUUGCCAUCGGAACAACAGCUUCGUUUUCAAGAUCAGUUUCAAGCUCAGCAAUUGUCAUUGGCUCUUAGACAGCAGUUAGGGUUGGAUGGGGAAAGGCAUUUUGGCAGGUCGUGGCCAAUCAAUGAAACCGGACAGUUAGUAAGAAAUCCAUCAAACCACCAAUUGGGUCAUUCAGCUGGAUUUAAUGUUUCAGAAAUCCACAAACAACAGCAGAGGCUUGUUGCACAAGAGGAGCAAUUAAAUUUCCUGGGGAGGAAUCAUCUUGAGCAGAACCAAAGAGGGUUCUAUGAUCCUAGUUCUAUGAUGUUUGAGAGGUCAUCACCUGUUUCUGUGCAAGGAAGGGAAUUACUAGAACGCCGUCGCUACAUGCACCCAACUGAUCAACUAGGUGCUUUGUCUUCCCACCACAACCUGCAAUCAUCUGAUGAUCUUUUUGGUCACCACUCCCUCUCUGGGAACAAUGGGCAUGUGGAUAAUAACUGGGUUGAUCCACGGGUCCAGCUACAACAUCUUGAAGCUAUGAGGCAGAGAAGAGAGUUAGGGGAUAAUAUUACAUCGGCAGAUCUUAACAUAUCUGCAUCUGCUGGAGGUCAUGAAGAUAGUUCAGGACGAGGUUUUGUGGACCUUCUUCAUCAGAAACUGGGUCUUCAAUCUGCACAGUCAUCAACUGUUGAUAAGUGGCAUCAUCCCCUCUCGUCAAGAAGUCAUGAUAAAUCUUGGCAUGUUCCUGAGGCUAGUACAUUAAUUCAUCCUUUUGAGCUUCCUCCGGAUCAGCAAGCCCAUCUGAAUGAUCCGUUUCUAGAGAGGGCUCAAAGUGCAAAUUCCAAUGCUCUAAUGCAUGAUCAUUUAAGCAACAUGCAUAUGAAUGAGCAUUACAACAAUCUAGGGAAUACUGAAAGAGUGCCUCUUCGGUCAAGAUCUGGUUCACUACUUGAAGACCAAUCACUGUUAUCUACGAAUAAGGAUGCUCUGCAUCCCAAUUACAGAAUUCCUUUUCAGAUUGGCAAAUCAUCUAUGGAAAAAGACAUGCUUGAGUUGGAUACCAAUAAGGGACACAGGCAUGAUUUUAUGGGCACAAUGAGCAAGUUUGUUCCUGGGAUGUCAGACUUGUCAGAACAAGUGGAAAGCACCAUGCCUUCAAUGGAAAUGCCUAUUGCCCACAGUAGACAUAGCUCACUAAGCAGUGCUGGUGGUGAUGGUGGCUCUUUUGGUCGUGAGAUGGGUUUGAAUAGUUCACGAGGGGAUGAGGUGUCUAUUGACAGGAUUCCUCCUUCAACAAAAGGGUUUGAUAAUGCUUUCCAUAAGCGCCCUCACGUAUCUCGGGUUUUGUCCUCCCCAGAUGUUCAGUCAGACCAACCAUCUGUACCUCCUGCCAAUCAGAACCAUUUAUUAAACAUCACAUCCAAUGAAGGGAGGAGAGAACCGUCUGGAAAUUUGUCAACUACAAACAUGGCUGAUGCUCAAGCAGCUGGGAAGAAGGAGGCUCGGUUUAGAUCUUCAUCCUUCAGUGAAGGUGCUAUGUCAGAAGCAUCAUUUAUAGAUAUGCUCAAAAAGCCCGUUCUCCCUGAAGCGGAUGCACAUCCAAUCAGUGGAGCUGGGGCAGAAUCAACCGAUGGUGGUCAAGCAGGGCGAGGUGGCAAAAAGAAAGGAAAGAAAGGGAAACAGAUAGAUCCUUCUCUUCUGGGUUUCAAGGUCUCGAGUAACCGGAUCAUGAUGGGUGAGAUUCAACGCCCUGAUGAUUAAUUUUUGAUGCAUGUAGAUUCUGUAUAAGUUUUUUCCAUUCUUUUUUUUUCAUAUAUUUUUUUAUUGGGGGUAAGGGAUACUGGUGUAUAGUCAACUAGAGCAUAGCCAUAAAUAUUUCUAUACAACAGUUUUUUACAAUAGGUGUUGUAUGUUUUUCGAAAACCGGUUUCAGCUUUGACUUGGUGUGCAGUCACUGAAGAGUGUUUGUAUAUAUGAGGAAGCUAUGCGUUUUUGCAAUUUUUAUUGGGCAAAAUUAAUGCCAAGGUUAUUAAAUUACCGUAGUUUCGAGUAGUUUCUAAUA
Trifolium pratense (red clover) is the source of this 5581-nucleotide messenger RNA. RefSeq lists its product as uncharacterized. Bases 289 to 5280 code for a protein of 1663 amino acids. NCBI's taxonomy places the organism in Eukaryota, Viridiplantae, Streptophyta, Magnoliopsida, Fabales, Fabaceae. Gene Ontology annotation, molecular function: protein binding. The record is from RefSeq and is a predicted model, not a curated record. The transcript is spliced from 11 exons.